Molecule: messenger RNA, 1299 nt
Organism: Chaetomium fimeti
Lineage: Eukaryota; Fungi; Ascomycota; Sordariomycetes; Sordariales; Chaetomiaceae
Exons: 2
Coding region: 184-1170 (328 amino acids)
Source: RefSeq, a predicted model, not a curated record
AUGAUCGGGUUGUCGUGGCGCGCUCUCGAUUUUGUUUCCUAUCUAAAUGUCCCCUCCGCCCUAGGAUACCGCUUCCACCAGUCCCCGAAACUAUUGCACAAUCACCGGACUUACCGAGUUUUCCGACAGUGGAGUUGAUCGUAGGUGGAGUGUGAAGGAUUGGCGCGAGAAAUUCGUAUCGCCAUGACGCCGGCGGAGACAGCUAUCGACACCACAAGCAGGGUCUGCGAGACAAAUAGCGGGUACCUUUGGUACAUCUGUACAUGGACGACUCCAUUCUAUAGCGGCUGCUGCCGUGUCAAUCCUUGCCAAAAUACCCCUAUCGGCUGCCCUCCUCAGGCUCGCGGCCAUUCUGACAGCAGCACUGCAUACAUAUCGGUCACCAAGACAUUGACUGUGACUAGAGCAGUGACCUCGACUUCACUAUCGCCAUCCUCAACCUCACUCUCACCAUCCCCAUUCUCCUCAACAUCAACACCGGUUCCAGGUGCAAGCGCACCAUCACCACCCACCAUCUCUUCCACGUCAACCGCCAACAUUGACCAAGGCAGUGGCGAUGGGUUGAGCAUCCCGAUCAAUACCCUCGCCGGCAUCGUGGUUGGUUGCGGUAUUGUCGUCAUAUUUGUCGCGCUUGUCGCAUGCAUGUGGUGGGGCCGACGGCGGCGGAAGAAAAGGGAGAGAAGCGAUCACACGGAGAGGCUUCCCUCUUCAAGAGGGCUGGGUGACGAACAGAUCCCGCCAGGGUUGGAGUCUAUUUUCAAUCCCAUGGCACACAGCGGUCCUGGCAGUGUCUUUGAUCGAACAGAAGGACGGAUGGCAAAAGCGGACAGCAUGCUGGGCUUCAGUCCGCUCACCCAUGGCCCGCUCACCCAUGGCCCUCGCCGGAGCACAGUGAGGCAUGGUGCACACAGCGGCAUUGUUAGCCCUCUCACGCCCGGCAGCUCAUGGGGAUCAGGACUCCCGUCAAGCCCUUCAGAGCCUGACUCAACCUUGGUCCAUGGAGACGUGACUAAGUCAGGGGAAGGAAACGAAGGAGCCAAGCCCGGCUCCGAACCUGAAGUGAAGGAGGCAGAUGCUGUGCCGAGGGCGACACUCAAUUCGACGGAGCAAGAGCGAGAAACUAGAACUUACGUGAACAGCUGGACAAGGUUCCAGAAUGUACAGCUGUAGGGGCUGGCCAAGGGAAGCGGUGGAUUGCGGUUUGUGACUGGUUUUCAUGUAUUUGUGGAGGGGGGUUGUUCCAGGAGAAGAUGGGGAUGUUAGGGUCAUGUUCGGUAUGAUACCAUAGAAGGCGGCGUU